Molecule: messenger RNA, 1817 nt
Organism: Glycine soja
Lineage: Eukaryota; Viridiplantae; Streptophyta; Magnoliopsida; Fabales; Fabaceae
Product: ADP-glucose phosphorylase
Exons: 3
Coding region: 140-1165 (341 amino acids)
Biological process (GO): beta-D-galactose catabolic process via UDP-galactose, Leloir pathway
Molecular function (GO): zinc ion binding; UDP-glucose:hexose-1-phosphate uridylyltransferase activity
Source: RefSeq, a predicted model, not a curated record
GAAUAAGAAUCAGAUGCGAGAGGGCAGACAGUAGAGUGGAGAAGAGAUUAUCCAGCUGGUAAGUAAGACAAGGUAUUAUGAGACUGAAAACUGAAAAAUAGCGUACAGUGAUCAAAGACAAACUUAACAACGUAAGACGAUGGCUUCAUCCUCCUCAGGAAACCCGAACAACCCAGAAGUGAGAAAAGACAUCGUGUGGAACCGCUGGGUGAUAUUCUCACCCGCUCGUGCAAAACGACCCUCGGACUUUAAGUCCAAGUCCCCCGCCGACCCGAACCCGAACCAGCAAUGCCCCUUCUGCAUCGGCCACGAGCACGAGUGCGCGCCCGAGAUCUUCCGGGUCCCGACCCAUGACCCGGAUUGGAAAAUCCGGGUCAUCCAGAACCUCUACCCCGCCCUCUCCCGCACCCUCCCCGAACCCCAAGGUUCGGCUUCCACGACGGGUUCGGUCCUGACCGGGUUCGGCUUCCACGACGUGGUGAUUGAAACCCCGGUUCACCCGGUUCAGCUCUCCGAUCUGUCUCCUUCACAAAUUGGGAAAGUUUUCCUCGCUUAUACCGAGAGAACUCGACAGCUCGCGAGCCAUGAAUCCAUCCAAUACGUGCAGGUGUUCAAAAACCAUGGUGCUUCAGCUGGUGCAUCAAUGAGUCAUUCUCACAGUCAGAUGAUGGCCCUGCCAGUUAUUCCACCUAGUGUUUCUGCCCGUCUUACAAGUAUGAAAGAUCAUUUUGAUCAGACAGGGAAAUGCUUUAUUUGUGAAAUUCAAUGUAAAGAUCUUUUGAUUGAUUCAUCUACCAACUUCUUUUCACUGGUUCCUUUUGCUGCUACUUUUCCUUUUGAGAUAUGGAUUGUUCCUCGGUACCACACUGCUCACUUCCAUGAAUUGGAUGCUGAAAAGGCAGUUGAACUUGGAGGUUUGUUGAAACUAAUGCUCAGGAAGAUGGCCUUGCAGUUGAACAAUCCACCGUUCAACUAUAUGAUUCACACUAGUCCACUUCAUGCUAAAGGGUCGGAGUUAGCAUACAAUCAUUGGUUUAUACAGAUAAUACCUCAACUUAUUGGGAUUGCGGGUUUUGAGCUUGGAACUGGUUGUUACAUAAAUCCUGUGUUCCCCGAGGAUGCUGCAAAGGUUCUAAGGGAAGUGAAAGUUCCAGAGUCAGGAUAAAGCGUGCAGAAAACAUAUUGGUUAUCUAAUCUAAAACUUGUUAGGUGGUAAGUUUUUCUUUGAUUCACAUACGAGGGACAAGCUUUUUUUGCUACGGUUUUUAUACUGAGUCUCCUAGUGAGGGAGUUUCGGCUCUUACAAAUGUUGGUCAUAAAACAUCGAGAUGUUGGAAAUUUGAAAUAAAAUAUUCAUUGUGUAUUGGAGUCAUUGAGGAAACGAAUAUGUCCUUUUGGGGGUAAUGGAAGGGUUUCUUUUUGCCGGCUUAUUAUGCAUUAAGAGACUAGGGCUUGUUAAGAACUUUCUCUUUUUCCAGUAGUUACUAUUCGUAGCUUACAAGGAAAACGCAGAAAUAGCUGAGGUUUUUUCUUUUUGACAAAAAAAUGUAAUUAUUAUAAAUUUAAGACUAUUUUAUGAAUGGUCGAAAGUUUCAUAUUUUGUGAGCUUCCUCUGAGUCCAACCACUACUGAGCCAUCACCGUCAACAUUAACGGAGACGAUGACAACACGUGUAACAAACAACUGGAUGCUUAGGGAGUUGAAGUGUGGACUGUUCUUGCCUUUGUAAUUGACUAUAUUAAGGGUGUGUUUAGAUAAAAAGUUACCUUCAACAUAAUUGGCUUUUAUCUUAACGAGACAGAAUACUUGCUUCUUAA